Molecule: messenger RNA, 1380 nt
Organism: Saprolegnia parasitica CBS 223.65
Lineage: Eukaryota; Oomycota; Saprolegniomycetes; Saprolegniales; Saprolegniaceae
Exons: 2
Coding region: 1-1380 (459 amino acids)
Source: RefSeq, a predicted model, not a curated record
AUGAUUGGUCCUAGCAAGCUCGCCGUGCUCGCCUGCGCGUUGCCGCUCGUGGCCGCGAUGAGCCAAGGCGCCAUGGCCACCGACACGCCGUGCCCCAGCCUUACGCCCAAGCCCACCGACCCGACCGCGUACCCUAGCCCCGUCCCGACGCAGUCGACGCCGUGCCCGACGAGCUUGACGCCCAAGCCCACGGACAAGCCCACGGACAAGCCCACGGACAAGCCCACGGACAAGCCCACAGACGCCCCGACGCCGUCGACGCCGUGCCCGACGAGCUUGACGCCCAAGCCCACGGACAAGCCUACGGACAAGCCUACGGACAAGCCUACGGACAAGCCCACGGACAAGCCUACGGACAAGCCCACAGACGCCCCGACGCCGUCGACGCCGUGCCCGACGAGCUUGACGCCCAAGCCCACGGACAAGCCUACGGACAAGCCCACAGACGCCCCGACGCCCGUCACGCCCAAGCCGACCGACAAGCCCACGGACAAGCCGACCGACAAGCCGACGGACAAGCCGACCGACAAGCCGACCGACAAGCCGACGGACAAGCCCACGGACAAGCCUACCGACAAGCCGACGGACAAGCCGACGCCCAAGCCCACGGACGCCGGCAAGGACUUGCGCUUCUGCUCGUACACGCGCCAUGCGCUUUCGGAGUACUACGGCAACAUUUACGCCGACACGAUCCGCAACACGGACAACGAGCACUUUUUCUACAACGAGAAGACGCAGACGAUCGUGGCCAAGUCCAACGGCCAGUGCCUCGACGCCUUCUUGAACGCGCAGAACCAGUACAAGCUGCACACGUACCCGUGCGGCGAGGGCAACCCGAACCAGAAGUGGGUCUUCAACACGCACAACAACGCGAUUCAGCACGGCACGCACAAGGGCUUGUGUCUCUCGAACCGCGCCGACACGCCGGGGCAGCAGGCGUACGUCGAGCCGUGCAACGGCGGCCUCAACCAGUACUUUGCCAACUGCGACGACCCGUCCAAGGUCUCGGUGCAGUUCCAGACGUGCUACACGGACAAGUACCUCUCCGAGUGGAACACGGGCUUGUACGCGGACAAGAAGCGCAGCAACAUCAACGAGCUCUUCGAGUACAACGGCGCGACGCAGCAGAUCAAGGUGCUCUCGAACGGCCAGUGCCUCGACUCGUUCUUCCAGAACGGCAAGUACGGCUUGCACACGUUCCCUUGCGACGCGGGCAACGCCAACCAAAAGUGGAACCUCGACGGCAAGCGCGUCACGCACGCGGUGCACACCAACUUGUGCUUGGACGCCGACCCGACGGACGACGGCCACAAGGCGCAGGUCUGGGAGUGCACGCCGUACAACAAGAACCAGUGCUGGAACAUCAUCCGUUUCUACUAA